Molecule: messenger RNA, 771 nt
Organism: Maniola jurtina (meadow brown)
Lineage: Eukaryota; Metazoa; Arthropoda; Insecta; Lepidoptera; Nymphalidae
Exons: 3
Coding region: 153-626 (157 amino acids)
Source: RefSeq, a predicted model, not a curated record
GUGUAGGGUUCACUCAAUGUGUCAUGAAUACUAUAAUAUACUGAAUUUCCAACUACGUAGGUGUACAGCAUGACAUUCGUCGCCAGUUUUUGCUAAACACAUACUCAUAGAAACUUACAUUGGUGUUUAAAAUAAUUAAAUAAUUCAAAAUAAUGAAAGAAAUACUAUUUGUUUCUGCGUUGACGUUAUUCGUAUUGAGCGAGGCGAGGCCAGGUGCGGUGAUACAGAAACCAGUUGAACUAGAAAAAUCUGUCAAUGCUGAAGAAAAUCAUGUACGAGUACGGCGAGGGUACUUUGAUUAUGGUGACUUCAUGAGCAAUUUUUGGGAGAAUAUGAACAAGUGCACCAACUGCAAUACGCUUAAUGUUGGAAAUGGUUAUAAAAAUUGGAAUAAAGUUGUCAUGGAUAAAAGACAGAAAUCGAGCAACCAGAACAUUGGUAUGUUAAAUAUUGGAAAUGGAUAUAAAAACCGAAAUACGGUAUUUCUUGGUACAGGGUCGAAUUCGCCCAACCAAGACAUAGUCAGUGUUGGAAAUGGAUCUAAGAACACGAAUACAGUUUACUUUGGUGUAAACCCUGGAUCAGUCAAGGGAGACCCUUUCACAGGAUCAUUUUGGGAAGAUUAAUAAGAAUACCUUACACAGAAAAAGCCCGUUUACAUAACUUACUUUAUAAAUGAAUCAUGUUUUUUCAAGUACCUACAUAUUUAGGUAUACAAGUUGAGUAUUAUAAGAUAGUAUGAAUGAUAUUGUAAGACCAUAUAAAAUAGAA